AUGGAGAUGAUUCGCUUGACCGAAGAGGAGCGAUCGCAAGAGACUACUGUGCACGACUACUGUUGGCAGAUCGUCGAGCGCAUCUUCUGGCAAGUCCAUUUCGACCAAGCUUGGAUUGAUCAAUUUAAGAGCUACAGUCAUCUCCUCUCUCCUUUCAUGGAAGAAGCUCCGUUCGACGAAGAAUUCCAUUUCCUCGAUCUAGACGUUUUUAUGGCGUUCAAGUCAGCCUGUCGUAAGGACAGAGCGCAACGUCCGCUCUGCAUACCUUUGCCCCCCGAGACCAUUCAGCGAAUCUAUCGCUUCCUCGACCGAGAAGAGGAUGUUGUCAACCUUGACGGAGUCUUGUCCGUUGGGCCCUGUCCGAAACAGUGGAGGGAGCUUGGGUUUAAAUAUAUGUUGGCAGACGAUCUCGACCCAAGAGAGAACAUCAGAACCCUUUUUCGCAACCUGCAACAGCAGCCACGAAAUCGAUUCCCCAAGACCACUAAUUAUCGAAUUAUUUGGGCCAAUGUUGAGAUUCUGUGGAGUGUUAUGAAUACCCCGUUGUUGUUGGCAAAUGUGCCAGCAAGUGCCUCAGUGCUGCAUGGUAUAAAACUCGAUGACCACCACAAUUCUACACGGUACACAAUUGGGCUUCACGGGGCUCAUUACUUCGUCUUCAUGUUCAGAGAGUCUCAGGACAUCCAAGUUCUUUGUGGAAUAGCUAUCAAUGGCCGACUGGUUGGUUAUGAGGGCCCCAUAUGGCAGUCUGUCCAAGUGACGUCCUUGGCAGGGCUCGAGAUUGCGAGUGUGGAGAACGGUCUUGUUGGCAUUCGCAUCAAGGAUACACUCAGCUGGCAGGAUAAGUGGCACGGUCAUUGUCCAGAAAAUAGCGCCCGCGUUACAUUUGAAUGGGAUCCCAGAAGCACUGAAAUUGUGGCAUCAUAUGAUGAUCAUAAAAUUACAGAACUUGGAUAUCGAUAUUCUCCUGAGAAGACAUGCAGUGCCGUGGGAGGCUCGGGCGACCUGGAGACGGAGCAGGCGCAGCCCAUAGCAUCAUGA
Molecule: messenger RNA, 1041 nt
Organism: Penicillium canescens
Lineage: Eukaryota; Fungi; Ascomycota; Eurotiomycetes; Eurotiales; Aspergillaceae
Exons: 2
Coding region: 1-1041 (346 amino acids)
Source: RefSeq, a predicted model, not a curated record